Messenger RNA from Heteronotia binoei (common prickly gecko), 3011 nucleotides. It is a transcript of the gene GLMP, whose product is annotated as glycosylated lysosomal membrane protein. Bases 49 to 1257 code for a protein of 402 amino acids. The record is from RefSeq and is a predicted model, not a curated record. Lineage: Eukaryota; Metazoa; Chordata; Lepidosauria; Squamata; Gekkonidae. Gene Ontology annotation, cellular component: lysosome. The transcript has 6 exons.
GCUGCUGCAUCAUGUGGCCAGGCGAAGACUUGCUACAUUGGAAUCAACAUGCUGGUUAGGCGAAGCUGGGCUUCGCUGCCUCUCCUGUGGCUGGUGGGAAGCUUGGCGAGGGAUCCAGCGGGUUACAGGCGGAAGGUUUCUCUGGAAUACAACCCUGGUUCAAACAGCUCUGCCAACAACCUCUUGCACAUCCAGGCUGUGGGCCACAAUGAUACAAUCCAUUAUGUGUGGAGCACCAUUGGGGCACCGACAGUGCUGCUGGUGUACACAGGAAGCCCAAACAGCACCCUCCAUGUGAACUGGACCAAGCUCUUAUCUCCGUUUUCCUCUGGAGCCAUCCACGUUGAACCCACCAGCAGUGUCUUGUAUUCCACAGCAGUGAUCUUCACCAAGGUGUUUGAAUAUAAUGGUGCCAACACGUCAGAUCUCUUCAAGGUCCCUAUGGAUGAGUUCUACCCAACCUACAAUUUGGCCAAUUUUACCUGGGAAAGCCUCGGUGGUAAGAUAAACGAGACCAUGCUGACAGCUACAUUUCAAGGUGUUUCCUCAAACCCCCAUGAAGCCUUUGGGAAUGGCAGUAUAUCUUUCCAGGUGACGGCUUAUGAGGAGAGUGGCCGUGACACCCGCCUCCCCCAUCUCUUCCACACAGCCAACUGCUCCAAGGUCAACUUUGUCAUGAAUGGGGUGCCUCCACGGGGCAACCACUCCCGCUUUGCUCUGGAGAUCGUCACAGUGGAAGAGAGAGAGGAGCACAAGCGGCUGGAAUCCCUCCGCUCCAUUGAUGACGAAUAUACCCCAACAAUCUUUGAGAUGGCACAGCUGGUUUCUGUGCCCCAAAACCACAGUACCAUGUCUAGCUUCUUCCAGUGGAAGACGACAGCAUACAGCUCCCGGCGUCCUGAGCGGGCGGACACCAUCCACUGCCAGUAUUAUACUCUGCAGACGACCAACUGCACGGUUCCCAGGCCUAGCAUAGCCCAUGCCUAUUUUGGAGAGGAGCUUGAGAGUCACCAUGGUGUGGCCGGCAUCAAUAUUUCAUUUGGCAGUGAGGACAGCGAGGCCUAUGAAGAGAGACGCUACUUGAGCUGGUCUGCCUUGAUUGGAUUUGGUGAACCACCCGAGGACACUUUUUCCACCUUAGUGAUUGCUAUCCUUGCAGUUGGGUUAGGAACUCCAGUGGUGUUGUUGGUUGCAGGGAGCAUCACCGUACUUUUCAAACAGAAGAAACGGUAUUCUGAAUACGAACCAAUCAAUUGAUCAUUGUGAAGCCAGCGAUUGUCUCAGGCUAUGUGAACAACUUUGAACUUUUUCUGGUGUUUUUUCCAAAGGGAAGCUGCUGUUGGGGCAAAUUAUUUACAUUUGCUACAGGAUUGCCUCAUGGUAGCAUAACUGAUAUCUCAAUCAUGUUCUCAAGAGUGGAUGUUCUGAUACAUUUUAAUAUUUUUGGGUAUCCUUGACAAACAUGGUGCUACCUUGCGGGGGGGAAGGGGCUGUACUUUCUUCUCCUGACAUGUAGCUUAUUGUGAAGCAAAGAAAAGAACAGUUCACCUGCUUCAAAUGACCACUUUUUUAACAUGUUAGCUUCUAAGUAUACUUGAAAUUAUACACCAUUUAAUGUAUUCCUCUAGGAUGCAUGGGAUACUGUUUUCAGUUCCAGUGAGACUCUAGUCCUACAUAUAUCAUGUCCAAAGUAAUUGUGUUUUUGUUUUGUGUGUAUGUGUUUUAAAUUAGGUACACUGAAUAAGUUGGAUUUACUUUCCUUCCUCCCAUAUCUUCCAAGAAAUUUUGGGCCCUAAGGAAAGCAGAAUUUGUGGGCUUUUGUUCUCAGUUCACACAGACAUUCAGAUGAAAAUAUUUACAUGAUACUUUUUUUCUUUUGCCUGUCCAUAGAAAAUUCUGCCUUGAAAGCAGGGAGGGGGCUUUUCUCCAUUUUUCCUCUUACUUACCAAAAGCUGGUUUUGAAAUUGUCCCUCUCUUUAGCUUUGAGAUGUCUUUUCAAUCAGCAUUCAGACCUCCCCUUUACUUUCCCCCCCAACAAAAAAAAACCCCUUUGCUUUGCCUUUAAAACAAAACUUUGUCUUCUUAAUGCAAGUGUUACAUUCAUAAAUAAUUACUAAUAUUUUUGAUACUGCUGCUAAUUUCUCUGGUUGAGGCUCCUGUGUCUUUAAGAAAUGAAGUCCUUCUCCUUCAGGCAUGGCAACAGUUUCUAUUGAUAUGAAUGACUUUAUUUCUAAAAAAAAAUCCUUUUUUAUUUUAAAAGCUUAUUACUAGUUGUGAUGUUUACAGGCUGUGCUGGCCUCUAAAGAGACAAAAUUGCACUGUUCAUAAAGUCAUGCACCUUUUUUUCUUGUAGAGGUUAGCUCCCCUCCCCCAAAUAUACGGCAUAUUAAUAGAUUAUUGAUUUCCCCCACCACAAGGCUGGUUCUAUUUGACCUUCCUAUUGGGUCUCCUGAGCAAAGGAUGGCUUCUGCCAAGGCCAAGUUAAACCUUUCAAGCCAUGGUGGGGAUCAGGUAAUUUUAAAAUUGAGGACUGCUGUCAGCCAUUUUGUUUCUCUCCCACAGGGGUAGCUGUUAGUGUGCCUUGCUGUAGGACACUGAGGCUCUGGUGCCAGAUGCUGGUGGAUGGGCAUGUUUCAUGGACCCUGACCUAUUAGAAGAUUCCCCAGCCAUCUAGGUCCCUUAGCAGGGUCCUUGGUGGGCACAACAUGAUCUUCGCUAGCCCUACUUCUAGCUUCUCAACCUAAGAGAAUUUGGGGAAGUUUUGGGGCCACAUUUCCAGAAGGUACCUGAUGAACUGGAAGUUCCCAUUGAGAUAUGGCCUUCAACUGAGCAAUGGUAACAGUUUUCCUUUAAGUGUGUGUGCCUUUCAGGAUGGAUGUACUUGCAGUUUUUACUUUGCACAGAACUGUAGCCAAACUGAUGCUGUGGUUUUUGGAGGGAGCGGGCUUCUGGGUUAUUUUCUCUCUCAUGUCAUCUGUCUUGGACCAAUUAAAGAAGUUUAUUUUUUUCCA